Notothenia coriiceps (black rockcod) is the source of this 2693-nucleotide messenger RNA. Its product is annotated as tyrosine-protein phosphatase non-receptor type 23-like. The record is from RefSeq and is a predicted model, not a curated record. NCBI's taxonomy places the organism in Eukaryota, Metazoa, Chordata, Actinopteri, Perciformes, Nototheniidae. Bases 286 to 981 code for a protein of 231 amino acids. The transcript has 3 exons.
UAGUAGAAAGCCAUAAUGUCAACAAGACAUGGCGUAUAUCAUAAACAGCAUCUUGAAACAAUAUUUUAAAAAGUGUGAUUGUCUUUUACACGUUCAAUUUCCAGUACUCAGUGGAUUGAGUUGAGCUCCUCAGUGGUGUCAGUAGAAGUGUUUCUUAUCAGCCGGUUGUCCGUGUCUCUCAGCUCGGGGGUGGGACGCACCGGCGCCUUCUGCCUGCUGUACGCCGCUCUGCAGGAGCUGGAGGCGGGCCACGGGAUCCCUGACCUGCCUGUGCUGGUGAAGAAGAUGAGGCAGCAGAGGAAGAACAUGCUGCAGGAGAAGCUCCACCUGAAGUUCUGCUACGAGGCGGUGCUGAAGCACGUGGAGCAGGUCCUGCAGAGACACGGCAUCACCACCCCCACCUCCACCUGCACCCCCGCCUGCAGCCGGACCAAGCCUUACUCCAGACAGGAGUCCCAGCAGGACAUUGUCCUCGGGGGGGACAUGCCCAUCAGCUCCAUCCAGGCCACCAUCGCCAAACUCAGCAUCCGCCCCCCCAGCGCCACAGACCCCUCAUUGGAGGCCCCCUGCGGUGUGGAGGAGCACGUUGGCCCCGCUCUCGACUCUCUGAGUGACGUCCAGGCCCCUCCCACAGAGCCCCCCUCCUCUUUGAGCCCUCCUCUCACCUCGCCCACUCACUCUCCACCCCCUAACGGCCUGGACGCCCCCUCCUCACCACCUGCCUCCCCCAGCGUCAGCCCUCCUCCUCCUCCUCCUCCUCCAGCCUCCUCUGCUCCGGCUCCUUCCUCCCUGGAGCUCCUGGCCGCCAUGACCCCCGAGGCCUUCUCCAUGGAGGGCGGGGGCAAAGGGAAGCAGCGGGUGACCAAGCAGAGCUUCCUGCAGCCGGCAGAGGGUCAGGGGAUCCACGGGGCCCCCCGGGGGGAGGAAGGAGACGACCCCCUCGGCAGCCUGGACCCCCUGUGGAGCCUCGGGAAGCCCUGAGAGCAGAGCCUGUUUCCACUUUAACACCAGGCCUGUAGCGCUUUUGUAAUCCUGCUUUUGAAGUAGAAAAACACACUGAAUCCUGGGACAUUUUAGCAGAGUCGACCAUGACGUGCCUGGUGGGGGCGGACGGCGGGGGUUCAGUCGUGAAGUUUGAAACACAAACACACUUUCCUUUCAUCACCGGUGGCUUCUGGGAGCAGAUCACUAUGCACUCGUCUGUUUUCCUUCUGUCGCUCUUUGCUGCUUUUUAUUUGUCUGUAUGGAUGUUGUGCACUCCCACAUCUGGGCCCAAAAAGAAGAGGGAAAUCCCAGCAUGCACUCCACUUUCAUUUGGUGUUUGGCUGCGAUCGUUUAACUAGAAUAAUGGAUGCGUGGAGGUCAUCGGAGCUGGGUGGAGCGAUCUUGAAAACACCUUGAACUCAAUCAGUGGUCACACAAAUCAGCACGUCUUAACAAGUUUAUUCGUUCUUUUCUUCCUCUGUAACACUGUAAAUAUCUUAAAUAAAGUUAGACUAUUCCCAAUGUCCUUCUGGUACAUUUCACAAACUAAUCAUUCAUUACUGUAAAGGAAAAUGAAAUAAAUCCAGUAGACAAGACAGCUGUUGUGGUAUCAAAGCCUCUUUAUUUGAAGAUUAGUACAAAGUCUUGCACUUUUUUUUGUUUUACAAAAUUGUAAAUAAGUUAUUCUACUUGUAGCCAGCUGAUGAAGGGAGGAGCAGAGCUGGGGGUUAGCUGUUAGAUUUGUAUUUCUGUUUAUGUCGAGCAACAAAGCGUUACAUAUCUGCUUUUGUUACGAGGAUGCUGCCACAGGAAGUGUUCAUUUUCUGCAACUUAAAUCUUCAGAAGAUGCAUCCACAGACUUCUGAAAAGGUAUGUUUGUAGCAGCAAAAACAAGCAUCAUUUACUAAAAUAAAUUGGACAUUGAUGGACAAAUUCCUGUUGGAUAUGGGUUGUUAAAAGUCCAUAUGUGAUGAACAGACAUUCAGGGGGCUAAGACUCAAACAUCCACUCUUCCUCCAUUCCAUAAGGAAAUUGGUAACAUUUUGGGAAAUACUUUUAUUUGCUUUAUGGUGGAAUUAUAAUAGAUUGAUGCCAUUUUAUAUAAGAUUGAAAGCAAGCAUUAGGUGAUCUAUACACCAGAAAUGAGGUAAAAUGCUAAUAAAAUCAGCACUCAUGAGAUGGCUAUUUAACGUUAGAUAUGUUUGUUUUACAAUUAUCAGAGCAGUGGGAUUAUCAGUUUAUGUAAUAUCCAACAUAUUAGCUCUAACUAUCAUGAUCAAGUAUAAAAAAGUCAUGCUGAAGUAUAUCAAUAUCUGUUUUCCGUUCGCCCUUGUGGUAAAGUAAGCUAACCGUUAGCUUGCUAAAUUAACCGUUAGCUUGCUAAGUAAACCGUUAUGACUACUUUUUUAUAUUUGAGCCACGGACUGCCAUGAAUAUUGCAUGUAAACUUAAUUGUACAAGUGUUGAAUAUCGAUAAAGUGUUAAAUAAUUUUAUAUUGCGAUACUCAAGUAAGUAAAACAAAUCAGUUUCCCCCUGGUUAUUGUAAAGUAAGCUCACCGUUAGCUUGCUAAGUAAACCGUUAGCUUAAUAUUUAAAAGGGUAGUAUCAAUCUUCUUAUUUAACUCCUCCAGAAAGCGAAUUAUCAUCGAGCAUAUUUUCCAAAUCACUUCCUUAAAUCAAAUUGACAUUGCAAGAAAACAAAAAAAUA